CGCCCCAUGUGCCAAUAUGUAAGAGGUCCUCCAACCUACACAUCAACCACUUUCACCCACAAGUCUGUCGCGGCACAAAAGACUUUGAAACAAGGAGGUGACAGCUGCAGGCUACCCUGCCCCGGGGGGGUUGUUAUAUCAUUGCAAAAGGUGUCAAAUGCAAGAAGCAUCGCUGCAUCACGGAAAACCUCGAGUCAAAGGCUCUACACACACCGCCGAAGACCGACAGACUGACACAGACAGACUGGGACCCGCCGCGUUCCUCACUGGAGAUCAGUCUACCCAGCGGGCAUGGCUCAGUUCCCCGCGGUUGCGGUGGUACUGCUGCUAGGCUGCUGCGUUCGUGCGUGGGACUUGGAUAACUGUUGCUCCUGUCACGUGGUCCAAUGCGUUCCGGUCGGCAGCCUCGUCUUCGUGCCGUGCCCGAGUCCAUCGCUCCCGGACCCCGACAACGCCGAGGUGAGCUUCCGGCUCGACCAUUCAGAAGAGAUGGCGUCCUACGACUUCGACGGAUCGAAGCUUGACGCCGGGCUGGAGGAAAACGUGACAAUGGCAAAGAGACGGACGGGGAUCAGUGUCAAGAUGCACUUGAACACGACGGCGUCGGACGGGUGGGCGCGGUUCGCGCUCAUCGGGGUCGCCGCGGAGGACAGCGGCCUUUAUCGGUGCAGCGCCAAGGUCAUCUACCCCGCCCCCGUGUUGACCCUCUGCAACGCGUCCACAGUGGACCUCCGCCUGGAAGGGCGUGGAUUGGGUUUCUCUUUGUGCUCAGGGCACCAGUGCGAGGCCCCUGUGGUCUGUGGCCCCCCGGUCUCCGGGCCCCCUGAGUGUCUCUCGACCUGGAUCUGGAUCGGGGCGAUGGCCGCCCUGGGUGUGUAUGCCCUGCUCGUCACCGUCGUGGCCUCGGUCAAAAUUGUCCGGGUAAACAAAGACGAAUUGAACCAGAGUGAGUACAUGAACACCAAACGUGUGGCGUGCUGAGAAGAGGAUCACAAGGUCUUGAGCGGCUGUUGCAGCAGCCCUCCUGAUUGGUUCAUGCCUAGCCAAUCAGAGUCUUACCUAGCUUGUCUGACCAAUCAAACAAUAGACUUGGAGGAAUACAAAUUUUGAGGACUCAUUUGAACAAAGAUUCUUUCCUCCCCAAAAGUUGUGCUUUCCGCAGGGCCUGGACAAGCUUACACUGCAUAUACAGACCUACUUUAUGGUCAUUCCACCAGCCAUUGCUAUUUUACCCAUUGUUGUUAUUCUGAUAUUGAGACAAAUCCUGAUCACUGUCCUAUAGUCACCAUCUUUUGUGAGUCUCAAUGUCUACUUCAAAUGCCUUCAGAAAUAUGGGACCGUUUGCUUCAUUUUAUUUAUAUGCUACAGGCCGAAAGACUAAAUUAACAUGUAACUUACUUGCUCCUUUUAAGUAUAACAUUGCUUGGGGAGUCCAAUUCCUCCACUGAAAAGGGUGGAAACUAAAGCUGUGUUCGAAAUCGUUCCCUAUCACGGAUAUAGUGCACUAUAUAGGGUGCUUGCCAUUUUGUAGUGGUGUUCGAAUUCUCAGUGGUUAAUUUCAUGCACUAUUUAGUAGGGGUGGGAAAAAUAAUCGAUGCUUCGAUGCAUCGCGAUUCUCGCUAGAACGAUUCUGUCUCGAUGCAGAUAAAUUAAUAAUCCCCGGGGGGGGGGGGGGCGGGAGUAAACAUUUCAAAACACAAUGUAUCAGAAAGUGGGGGAAGCGAAUGUAUGAGAUGGUUGCUAUUGGUAGCUAUCAGCGUGUUGGCCCGCUACAGCUUCAUCUCAAUACCUUCACUUAAAUUAAAACCCUUGACACUUGGCUACCUGA
This is a messenger RNA of Gadus morhua (Atlantic cod), 1828 nucleotides long. Its product is annotated as T-cell-specific surface glycoprotein CD28. Lineage: Eukaryota; Metazoa; Chordata; Actinopteri; Gadiformes; Gadidae. The record is from RefSeq and is a predicted model, not a curated record. The transcript is spliced from 5 exons. Bases 292 to 981 code for a protein of 229 amino acids. Gene Ontology annotation, biological process: regulation of T cell proliferation; T cell receptor signaling pathway. Gene Ontology annotation, cellular component: external side of plasma membrane.